Molecule: messenger RNA, 1284 nt
Organism: Stylophora pistillata
Lineage: Eukaryota; Metazoa; Cnidaria; Anthozoa; Scleractinia; Pocilloporidae
Biological process (GO): cellular response to hydrogen peroxide
Source: RefSeq, a predicted model, not a curated record
ACUUUCACCUUCAACUUCAGCAGAAUCAGUACGGGAGAGUAGUUUCUCUUCCGUUUCAGUUUCAGUUAUUUCUAUCUCCGUGUGCUUGUAGAGUUCCUUUAUGCGCGUUAUCUGUUCUUCAAUUUUUGUCCUGAGCACCCCCCUCGAUUAAACGUCGAGGAAAACGAAAUCGGGCUCCCUCACUGUGUGGGCUUCCUCACUACAGAACGCAAAAGCUUCGAGAACGACGAAGGAGGGUCCAAAUUUUGUCACUGAUGAUAGACUUAGAAGCUACCAAAAAGUAUAGACCGUCGAAGACAACGAGAGAGAGAAGAUGCUGGACUGGAAUCCUAGAAUGGCGCGAAACGCGAAACCUACUUGUCUCCCUCCCCUGUCAGUCUUUCAUUUGUAGAUGACGUCAUCAAUAGAGACGUGCUUGCCAACAAAACACAACAUGGCGGACAAGGGUAGCGAUUGUCAAAAUAACGCUUGUGAAAAAGAACCACAGAUCAGGAAAAAUAAGGCGAAAGGCCCGGAAAAAGAUCUUCAAGCGAUUUUCAUGAAACUCAGAGUAGAUAGUGGACCUAAAAGACUUCGUAGGAAAACCUGUCUGGGUGUUCCUGGUAGUUUGAGAAGCAGAAACAUUGGUGGAAUACAGAAUGCGAGAAAGAUCCUCAGGGAGCCAACAUUUGUCUACAAGAAUCAACAAGCUUUCUUUGAUGUCUACAAGAAACAACAAGCUUGUGGUUUCAGAAGAAGAAGACAUAAAGCUGGUGUUAGCCUAAGAAAGAAAGGAUGUAGAGAAGACCAAAGAGAGUCACAUAGUGACAGUGAACUUGAAUGCAAGAAAUCUCUUUUGGCAAAGAGUGUGUGGAAUUCAAGCAAAGAAGGCAAAGUUGUACCUAAGUCUUUUCUAUCAAGGGAAAUGGCUGCAGUUGAUUGCAGUAGACAACACAGAAGAUUUCAGGGUGCAAAUGUCCAAAGACACGCAAGAAUGAACUUUGAUGACACAACGCCUGAAGAGUUGGCGGCAUAUUUUGAUCAGUUGCUUUAUUUUCCGAAGCCUAUGUCAGCUAUGGCUGAAAUGAUGUACACAUAGUUGGGUAGUAUUACAUGUAGUACAUGUAAUAUUUAAAGUCUUUGGUGCUUUGAGAAAUUGGGUAAUUUUGAAUUAUCUUUAAAAUGUUUGCCCUUUGUUUAUUGUAAAUAGGUCUUCUAAAUAGAAUUUCCUUCAGUUGAUUUUUCUGUCAACUUUUGAUCUUUAAUUUUCUGAAGUUAUAUAAUAAACAUUAAUUGGUAGCACAA